GUACCAACCUGCUGCAACGCUGCAACAAAGCUUCUGUGUGCCUUGAAUUUGAAACAUUAAGCCACAAGAAACAAAAAAAAGCCUUAAACUUUUUCUUGCUUUCAUCUUCUUCUUCUUUUUCUCCAUUUAUUGAAGAUCUUCUUUGAUAAGAGAGAAGAGCUUUCAUGGCGUCUCCCUCUGAGAACAGUAGUCGAUCCAGAAGCCAAAAAAACCAUCUUUCAAAACCUUGUCUCACCUCCAUUGAAGGAUUUGAAGCUCAGGAAACGCGUUCAUCUCUCUCUGCUCACUCAAAGGACCUUUCUGGGAGUAUUGAGUUCUGCGGUUGGAGGUAUCCAAACAAAAGGUUCAAAGCUUGGGCUAGAAAAAUGGCAUCUUUGCACGAACCCAUUUGGAGAAAAGCUGGGAUUUUUGAAGCUGUUGUAGCAUCUACAUACAUAAUCCGUAAAGACACAGAUCUCCUUAUGGGUAUUGCUGAGAAAUGGUGUCCUGACACUAAAACCUUCGUUUUCCCUUGGGGUGAAGCAACCAUAACCCUUGAAGACGUUAUGCUGCUUUUAGGUUUCUCUGUUUUGGGUUCGCCGGUUUUUGCUGCUCUGGACAGCUCAGGGAAGAAGGUUAUGGCGAAGCUAGAGAAAGAAUGGAAGCAGAUCAAGAAAGAUAAGACCAUUCUGGUAAGCAAAUUAUCAUGGAUGGAGAGAUUUAUGAACAGUAAUGAUGAGCUUGAGCAUGUUGGGUUCCUUGCGUUGUGGCUUAGCUACUUUGUCUUUCCAUCAAACAUGUUUCAUCUCUCUAAAGCUAUUUUGCCAGUUGCUGUUCAUCUUUCAAGUGGUACUAAGAUGGCUCUUGCUCCUGCUGCUCUUGCACACUUGUAUGCAGACUUAAGUAUCUUGAAAACCCAUAUUAGAGUUUACAGUAAAUCGCUUAUUAAGGUACAGAUUGACCUGACUGCUUUGUUUAAGCUGGUUCAAGUUUGGGCAUGGGAGAGAUUCAGGGAACUGCAACCAAAACCUUUUGCUUUGCUAAGGGGUGAGCCAAGAUUGGCUCGGUGGUCUAACCUGAAACAGAGAACCACCAAUGCAAGGCGGAUUCUGAACCACUCGAAAAUGGAUAGUUUUGAGUGGCGUCCCUACACUAAAACUUUGAAAAAUUGGGACUUUCCUAAGUUUUAUCCUGAGAAAGCGAUGAAGGUGCCUGUUGGUCCCAGUCUUGAUGAUGAAUUUAUCUCUUUUGCUCGAUGCAUCAAGGUGUCUGAGCUUGUUGGUAUUGACACAGUGGAGCAUUACUUUCCCAAUCGGGUGGCUUCACAGUUUGGGAUGCGUCAGGAUGUUUAUUCUCCUCUUAAAGGUUACAGACUCUCACGUGAGGCAGCUUGGAAUGUGUACGAUAAGCGUAUUGAUGAUUUUACAUUAUACAUUCCUUCCCGUUCUGCAAAAUCUUGUGUUGUACCAAUGUUCUGCGAGUGGUGGAGGAAAUCAGCUGAAACAUUGAAAUCAACCAUCAGAGGUGAAGACACUAGCUUUGUCCCUUCAGGCUCUAAGAUGAAGAGAACAAGAGAAGAUGGAAUGAAGAUAGCUAAGGAUUCAACAAACAAGAGACGUAAGUACAUGAAGCAAGCUCAUGAGAAUGAAGAGAGUACAAUGGGCCGUUGUCAGAAACAGGUUGCAUCAUACAAUGAUGAAGACGAUGAGAGCCUCACUUUUGCUCAAAGAAGGGUACUUUAUAAGAAGCAGUAUAGUGGUCUUAAGAAUAGUGGAGGAGAUACUUCUGAGCCGCUUGGUAAAAAAGGUAGAUUUGAGGCGGGUAAAAAUGAUUUAGGACGUUGUGAAAAGCUUUUUUCGAUAAGCUAUGAGGGAGAUGAAACUGUACUAGCACCGGAAGUAAAGAAAAGGAAUGAAGAAACAGAAACUGAUGAAACAGGAAGCAAAGCAGGGAAGCGUAUGGUUCUGAGCCCAUCUCAUGAAACUAACUCUUCAUAUUCUCCUGUUGAUUUUGAUGGAGUAAAUGACAUUGUUGUACCAGCUUCAGAGAAAAGGCUAUUCUGUGAUGAUGAUCUUGAUGUGUAUGGGAGUUAUGCAGAGAAGGAGACUAUGGAUGAUGGCAGAAAUGAACCAAAGUUUUUGGCAUGUGAAGAUGAUACCGUAGCUGGAGAAAUGACGAGAUCAGAUGAGAAGUUGUUCAGUGAAAAUGAGACAGAAAAUGAUGAUGGAAUGAUCAAUGACAAGGUACAAGCAUUAAAGGGAGAAAAAAAUGAAACAAGCAAAGCAUAUAAGAGUAUGGUUCCCUGCCCAUCCGAUAAGUCAAACACUCACAUCACUGUAGGUGGUAGAAGCCAGGGACAAAACUGUUUGCUUCAUGACGAUGGUUUUGGAAGUGAAGAAACCAAGAAGUCCAAUGAGCAGUUUGAGGAUUUAGAAAAGAGAAACCAUGAUUCUGGUGAGGGUGACGUUGAUAAUGACACCACUGAAAAGAGAUUUCAAGAGCUGAAGGUACUGGCAUCAACGAUAGAAGAGCGUAUUCUUAAAGCAGAAAGAACUGUGGCAUGGCUGAAAGAAAGGAAAACCAGAAAAUAGAGAAAAAUAACAGCAGCUCGUUUGAGUUAGUUGCUUUUCUUGGGUAGAUAAAGAAAGGAGAAGUCAAAUGCAAGUAGAACAUCAAAGUUCAGUCUCAUAUCUAUAUGAUCUUUUGGUUUAGUAGAAUCUUUUGAUAUUCCUGCUUAGUAUCUUUUUGAGGACUUGUUUGCUUUAAGUGUUUCAUAUUAUAUCUUUUGAACUCAGUUAUGAUAUGAGUAGCUUCUUGGUGUGUUGCAGAUCAGAGUUUUGCUUACAGGGAUUGUGAUCUAUUAUGAUCUUUUUGG
Camelina sativa (false flax) is the source of this 2854-nucleotide messenger RNA. RefSeq lists its product as uncharacterized. NCBI's taxonomy places the organism in Eukaryota, Viridiplantae, Streptophyta, Magnoliopsida, Brassicales, Brassicaceae. Gene Ontology annotation, biological process: meristem development; meristem maintenance. The record is from RefSeq and is a predicted model, not a curated record.